GGAACUAAGCAGAGAACUAGUUCGAAUAAUUGACCCAGAGGGAGUGGAAAGACGAAAACGCCAUAGACUGAGACGCCGCCAAUACAUUUCGAGGGGCCCAAACUAUGUAUGGCAUUUGGAUGGAUAUGACAAGCUUGCUCCCUAUGGGAUCUAUAUACAUGGAUGCAUAGAUGGUUUCAGCAGGAAGGUGAUGUGGUUAAAGGCAGGAAUUACAAACAAAAGACCAGAAGUUAUUGCAUCAUACUUCAUAGAAGCAGUCAACCAAGAAGGUGGGUUCCCUCUAAGAGUCCGAGGUGACAGAGGCACUGAAAAUGGAGCAGUGGCAGCAGUUCAAAGAGCUCUUAGGGACAGUAAACGAGCUUUUUUAUAUGGACGAUCCACAUCUAAUCAGCGCAUUGAGAGAUGGUGGGGUUACUUGAGAAAUGCACGGGCAGACUACUGGAUGAAUGAAAUCAAGCUGUUGGAGAGGGACAAUAGAUUGGAAAGGGCAGAUCCUAUACAAAGAUUAUGCCUGCAAUAUGCACUCCUGCCAUUUAUUGGAAGGCAGCUGGAUGAAAUUAAGCAUCUCUGGAACACCCAUUCUAUUCGCAAUCAAAGAGUGGGGGAUACACUUCCUGGCAUUCCGGACAUUCUGCAUACACAAGUAGAAUUAUAUGGUGUGGAAGAUUACAAAAACGCCUGCUCGAUGCAAGAAAUGCAAUAUCUGCACCAGGAAUAUGAAAAUGAUUUUUUAAAUUUAGAUGGAGAAUUUUUAGAGAUAGUGGAGCAGGUCAGAGAAAUAAACAAUCUACCAGAUCCAGUACAAAUUUCCCACUUUCAGGAGGCCAAAGAUCUCUAUGUACAGCUGUCUUCUUACAUAAAUAACUUGUAAUGUUUUUUCUUUAGAAAAAACUGUACCUUGUUCAUUAUUUUAUAUCUGUGUCUUGGUAAUUGUUGAAGUAUUUUGUAUGAAAUCAUAUACAUGUAUCUUCGAAAUAUAUUUAAAUAUAUAUAUAUACCUACCAAGAAACUGUUGACUUGCUAAUGACAAUUGAUAAAAAGCUUGUGUACUUUUAGGUUUCAAAUUCAGUUUUCAUUUUUAAUCACCUACA
Molecule: messenger RNA, 1091 nt
Organism: Mya arenaria
Lineage: Eukaryota; Metazoa; Mollusca; Bivalvia; Myida; Myidae
Exons: 9
Molecular function (GO): nucleic acid binding
Source: RefSeq, a predicted model, not a curated record